CUCAUUGUACAUCGUUCAACAUGGGGUUGUCUCGAUGCGUAUAGUUUAUGAGAGACACACACAAAUAAUCGGUGCGUCAAGCGAUUAUCGAUAGAAUAAAUCGGUGUUUCGUUCCGCUGUGAAUUUUUUUUGUUGGAAUUCGUUCGGUAUUGUGUCGAUUUUCUCAGUCGGUUUCAUUAGUGGCCGCGAUUCCUGUGCGCAUCGCGAUCAUGUAUAAUAGGAUCGUAAGCGCGAGAUUGGUGGAGCAGCGUACGAACUUAGUAACGGUGUAAUUUAGAAAUGGAAAAUUAAAUUAAAGCUAAACAGAGUGGACAAAUGAUUUUUGUAUACCGUUAGGCUCGUGAUCAACGAUCAAAACGGGUGGCUGUUGUCGCGAGUCUCGAACAUACAGCGAUACCGUUUUUGAACGCAGAGCUCAGCAUGGUGAUACGAUCUGACGGUGGUAGCAGUGAAAGCCCAUUACUUGUGGAAGAAGGAGAAACAGUUGGUGCCCCUCAUAGUCCACGCAGUAAACAUAAUCAUAGUCAUUCACAUGCCAAUCCUCAUAGGUCACACAGUUAUCGCCAUGAGAAACCGAAGCAGCUAGUAAAAUAUGGAGAAUUAGUUAUUCUAGGAUACAAUGGAUUCCUCCCACCAGGAGACAGAGGAAGACGAAGGAGUAAGUUCGUCUUAUUUAGGAGGCCUGCACCAAAUGGUGUAAAGCGCAGCAAACAUUAUAUCGUGAAAACGCCUCAUAGUUCACAAGCUAUCCUCAACACUAAACAACAUUCAAUUUCAUACACGUUAUCUCGAAGUCAAGCAGUUAUCGUAGAGUAUACCGAGGAUGAAGGGACCGAUAUGUUUCAGGUCGGACGUUCCUCCGAAUCUCCAAUUGAUUUCGUAGUUAUGGACACAUGUGCAGGAGGCAGCGACGGAUCGAACGAAGGACGCGUUGCUCAGAGUACAAUUAGCAGGUUUGCUUGUCGUAUUCUAGCCGACCGUGCGGAUCCUAGAAUCGCAAGAAUAUACGCAGCAGGUUUUGAUAGUUCAAGGAAUAUCUUUUUAGGGGAAAAAGCUACGAAGUGGCAAGAAAAUCGCGAGAUCGAUGGACUCACCACGAACGGUGUAUUGAUAAUGCACCCACGAGGUCAGUUUUGUGGUGGCGAAGCACAAUGUGGAUUCUGGAGAGAAGUCAGUGUGGGAGGUGGAGUAUUUUCGUUAAGAGAAAGUCGAAGUGCUCAACAAAAAGGAAAUGUCGUGGAAGAUGAAAAUAAUAUUUUGCAAGACGGAACGCUUAUCGACCUGUGCGGUGCUACACUGCUUUGGAGAUCGGCUGAAGGACUUGCCAAGUCUCCGACAAAACAUGACUUGGAGGAAUUAGUUGACGCCAUAAAUGCCGGAAGACCACAAUGUCCAGUCGGUCUGAAUACAUUAGUCAUACCACGUAAAGCAGCCGCAGAUUCGACCCAACAACAGCCAUAUGUUUACCUGAAAUGCGGUCACGUACAAGGUCACCAUGACUGGGGCCAAGAAAAGGACAAAGCCACGAGAAGAUGUCCGAUGUGUUUAGUAGCCGGUUCGGUAGUCAAACUUUCUAUGGGAAUAGAACCUGCAUUUUACGUCGAUUGUGGCCCACCUACUUACGCAUUUAGGCCUUGUGGACAUAUGGCUACAGAGAAAACUGUCAAGUAUUGGGAAAAAGUAGCGAUACCGCAUGGUACAAACGGUUAUAUCGCAAUUUGUCCGUUUUGCGCAGUCCCUCUUGAAGGAACCCCAGGAUACGUGAAACUCAUUUUCCAAGAUAAUGUAGAUUGAGGUUCGUUUACCGUACGGUCGUGAGUAUUUGUAGAGAUCAUUAACUUCUUAUAAAGUGCAAGGAUUAUUAAAAUUAAUGAAAUGUAAAUAAUCUUAAUACAAGUAUAUAAACAAAGUUCUGUUUCUCUUCCUUGAUAUGAAUUUAAGCAAAAUUUUGUAUGUACAAAUAGCUCCACGAUAACUAUUAAGUAAAUGGCUCUUGAAAUAAACAUCCCUUCUUAUACAGUAUUAUUCAUAUACAUAUUAAUUUUCUGAACGUAUUGACGAAUUAUUAAUUUAAGUUAACAAUGUACGUUGUUAUUGUUAUUUAUAUUUGUUUUCUAAUUAUUCGUAUUCUCUCGUCGCGUACCUACUACUUUAAAAAUAAAUAGUCCAUUCAAAGACUUACUCCUUUACGGUUUUCUUUCUUUUUUAAUUUUUUAUAUUAUAACUGGUACAUGUUUGUGUAAUAAUGUGGUUUCAACAAGAAUUACCGAAACGUAUAUAUUAAGUAAUCAUAUUAUAAAUAUGCAACAUCUCCUAAUUACGUGGAAUUACAUUUCAUUCUAUUCUUAUGUACACGAAAUAAUAACUAGAUUUAAAAGUAUAUUGUAUCAAGAGCAAGUGUAGAAUAAGGGUAUUAAUAUAUUGAUAUCUAGUAAAUUCAAUCCUGUUCUUAUGUUAACAGGAAUGUGCUUAGUUUUACAUAAAAGAUAUCUCGGAA
This is a messenger RNA of Megalopta genalis, 2497 nucleotides long. The record is from RefSeq and is a predicted model, not a curated record. Lineage: Eukaryota; Metazoa; Arthropoda; Insecta; Hymenoptera; Halictidae.